CCAGUAUAAGUCACUAAGAUGAUAAAUUUCACUUUGUAGCUUUAGCUUCAUCCUACAAAUAUUUUCAUUUUGUACUUCCAUUAUCAUUCAGUUUAAAAUAUUUUCUAAUUUCUGACUUCUUCCUUGACCUGUGGAUAAUUAGAAGUGUGUUUGAUUUUCAAAUAUUUGGGAACAAAUAAGGAAUAACAUAUUCUGGAUUAUUUUAUUACUUUCUAAUUUAAUUCCAUUGUGGUCUAAAAAAGUACUCUCUGAUUUCAGCAUUUUUGAAUUUGUUAAGAUUAAUUUUAUGGUGCAGUGUAUGGUUUAUCUUGUUAAAUAUAUCAUGUGGGCUUAGUGUUCUAUAAAUAGCAAUUAGGUCAAGGUCAUUGAUAGCAUAGUUUAAAUUUAUGCCUUAACUGAUUUUUGCCAAGUUAUUCUAUCAAUUGCUGAGAAAGGAAUGUUAAAAUUUUUAACCAUCAAUAUGGAAUUGUUUAUUUCUCGCUUUAAUUCUGUCUCAAAUUUUGCCUCAUAUAUUUUGAAAUCCUUUAUUAGGAUUUAUGAUUUUUAUGAAUUUGCCAUUAUUUAUUUUUUUAAGCUUAUUUAUUUUGCGGGAGAAAGAGUGAGAGAGAAUGCACAUGCCAGCAGGGAGGGGCAGAGAGAGAGGAAGAAGAGAAUCCGAGCAGGUUCUGACAGCAGGGAGACUGAUGCAGGGCUCAGUCUCAUGAACUAUGGUAUCAUGACCGGAGCCGAAGCCAAGAGGACACUCAACUGACUGAGUCACCCAGCCCUUCCCCUCACUCUCUCCUGACCUCAGAACUGCUGGAUCCUUUGGAGCUCCCUCAACAACCCACCCCCACUUCUGGCUGAGCCACCAACUUCAGACCAUCGAGCCUCGUCUUGCCCAGGCAUUUUCUCCCAUCACAGGUUUACUCAAAGCAUUACUUGAAGAAUCUUCAAGGUGCCACAUUGUAACAAUGAUUCAGCUGACAGCUACCCCUGCAAGCACGCUGACUGAUGAGCCAGUGCACAUCCGAGCUACAGGCCUGCGUCCCUCUCAGAUAGUGAUUUUUCAGGCAACACUGGAAGAUGAAAAGGGGAACCUGUUUCAUUCUCAAGCCUACUAUAAGGCCAGUGAGGUUGGUGAGGUAGACCUGGAUCAUGCUCCUUCACUUGGAGGUGACUAUAUAGGAGUCCACCCCAUGGGUCUCUUCUGGUCCCUGAAACCUGAAAAAUUUUUAACUAAAUUGAUGAAAAGAGAUGUGAUGACUAGCCCCUUCCUGGUCCAGAUAAAACUUUAUGAUUCAAAUUUACCAUUAGCCCAGAUUGCUGCCACUGAUCCAAAAGUCAGCGUGACUUUGGAGAGGUGGUACAGAGCACCUGGUGUCACACGGAUCCAAGUUCAAGAAGGCCACCUUCGGGGAGCCCUCUUUCUCCCUCCUGGAGAGGGCCGUUUCCCAGGGGUAAUUGACUUGUUUGCUGAUAUUGGUGGGCUGAUUGAAUACCGAGCCAGUCUCCUGGCCAGUCAUGGCUUUGCUGCGUUGGCCUUGGCCUACUGUGACUAUGAAGAUCUGCCUUUACACCCAGAAAAAAUAGAGUUAGAAUAUUUUGAAGAAGCUGUCAACUUUCUCCUGAGACAUCCGAAGGUCCUUGGCCCAGGCGUUGGGAUAGUUUCCAUAAGCAAAGGAGCAGAGAUUGGACUCUCCAUGGCUAUUCACCUAAAACAGGUCAUAGCCACCGUGCUUAUUAAUGGACCCAACUUUGUAUUUAGCACUCCACAGGUAUAUCGCGGUCAAAUUAGUCAGCCCUUGUCCUUCUCUCCACAGUUAGUAUCUAUCAAUGCCUUAGGGUUAGCACAGUUCCAGUAUUGUUUUGAGGAAGCUAGAAGUAAAGCCAGUGAGACCUUAUUUCUCCCCAUUGAAAAGGCCCAGGGACAUUUCCUCUUCAUUGUGGGAGAAGAUGAUAAGAGUAUCAACAGCAAAGCAUAUGCUGAGCAAGCCACAGAACAGUUGAGGAGAAAUGGGAAGGCCAAUUGGACCCUGCUAUCAUACCCUGGGGCAGGCCACAUGUUAGAGCCUCCCUAUUCCCCACUGUGCUGUGCCUCAAAGCUCUCCAAACUCCACCUGUUCAUGCAGUGGGGAGGAGAGGUGACCCUGCAUGCAGCUGCACAGGAGCAUUCUUGGAAGGAGAUCCAGAAGUUUCUCAGGAAGCAUCUCAUUCCAGUUGUGACCAGUCAACUCUGAGAAGAGAAAAUGUUCCUGAGAAAUAGAGAAGCAAUAUCAGACCUUCACUUGAUUUUCAUGGAACAAUGUCUUUGACCUCUUAUUGCGGGAGGUUAUAAUAAGAGAAAGCAAGAGGAUGGCAAUGGUCAUGUCUUGACUUGGAAAGGGAAAAAUGGUUCCCACUUAAUCCAGCAUCAUACACAGAGGAUUUUCUAUUUCGAAAAAUAAAUUUAGGGCUCUACCUGCCCUAAAAUUUUCCAGUUUAUAAUUAUAAUAGCAAUUCUCUGGAGGAAGAAAGUUACCAAAAUGAACUACAGAAUCCCCUGGUUUAUAAAACAGACGUGUGUAGAAUCAGGUGCUCAUAUUUGCUGAUUUCUUAAAACUCAAAUUAAAUAUGUUUAGAUUUCUCAUUGAAAAUAUGCUCAUGGCUCAUGGUUACAUCAUUGUCACUGAAAAACUAGAGCAUUAUUUUAAGGCAGUAUGGAAGCUGAUACGGAGGUAACAUGAUUGAGUCGGUCUACAAUAAAUUCAACAAACGCUAAUAAAAUGAAAUAAUUUUUGUGUCUAAA
Molecule: messenger RNA, 2767 nt
Organism: Herpailurus yagouaroundi (jaguarundi)
Lineage: Eukaryota; Metazoa; Chordata; Mammalia; Carnivora; Felidae
Product: bile acid-CoA:amino acid N-acyltransferase-like
Exons: 5
Coding region: 954-2219 (421 amino acids)
Biological process (GO): fatty acid metabolic process; acyl-CoA metabolic process
Cellular component (GO): peroxisome
Molecular function (GO): fatty acyl-CoA hydrolase activity
Source: RefSeq, a predicted model, not a curated record